GUUUCUCUUCUUAAAAUUUAGCUAGAUUUGAAUAAGGCCCGAAUUGAACAGACCGAAAUAAUUAGGGUCGGGUUGCAGAAAAUGUCGGCAUCAGCUUUGCCGGACGAGCUAUGGAGACGAAUCCUUGAAAUCGGAAUUGAAUUCUACAACUUCAACUACAAAGAUCUUUGCUGCCUAUCCAUAACUUGCAGACGUCUCAACCGACUCUCCUCCGACGAUUCUCUUUGGUCCUCUUUGUUCUCCGCCGAUUUUCCCCAAUAUCCUAUUAAGCAACAUCGUUCGUCUUCUUCUGUAUCCAAUAAAUCGCUCUACAAAAUAAGAUAUGAAAAAGUCCGAGAACAGAAGGUUUUGGCCCAUAGAAGGGCCGUUUUAAGAAUUCAGAGUGAAAUUAAUGAGCAUUCUAGGAGGAUUCGGGAGACGGAACUUCGAUCUGCAGAGGAGAAAGAGAAGAUGAAGAACACUGUUGCUGAGUUUUUAAAUUUGCAUAAAAUCAGGGAAGCCUCAGUUGCACUAAAUGUUUGGCAGCCGGAGGUUGUCCGGGGUAAGCAAAAGCAGAUAGUUGAGCAAUGCAAUGUACCUGUUAACAAUCGUAUCCAUGCCAUUGAGAUGGAGCUCAAGCUUUGCAAACAGCAAGUUGAAGGGUUUGAGAAGGCCCUUAGAGUUGAAAAAAGGAGAAUGCAGGCAGCAAAGGAAAAGCUGGCUUCCGUAGAAUAUCACCCCUUGCGAGAUGNAGAUUUUAACUUAGCAGUCACACCGAUUGCUGAACAGGCCAUGAGAAAAAGAUUAAGAACAUCAUCAAGUAAAGAAACUAGGAGUUGAUGCAUCAUUGAAUUGGAUGAGUUACUCGUGGCAAGGAAUCUUCAAAUUGGUCUACAUGGCAAAUGGAUGGUACAAUGUUGCUGUUCAGCCUAUUUGCAUCUCUGUCCAAACUCAAAGUUAGGCACUUAUUUUGCAGUUGCUGUGUACCUGUUGAUUUUUUGUAAGUAUGGCAGAUUUGGUUCACCUCGGAAGCAUUUAGAAACAGAUAUAUGUGAUGUGGGGAAGGGGAGUACAAAUUUGAUGCUGUCUAAUAUGCUUGACACUGGGGAAGGGUGUUCAAGAAAAUGGAGGAUUAUUCUUCGGAGUCUGAAAAAGAGAGCAAAAUGGAUGUUGUGCAAUAGGAAGGGGACUUUACUUUGUGACUCACACAACUGACACAAAUUGUGCGGGGUUGUCUAUGUUGGACAAGUGGAGUUUGUGGAACUCAAAUGCCUCACACAACUAACACUUUUGGUUCACAAACUCUACUUGUUAUGAACAGGCAACCUUUUGGGGACCUAUAGUUUUCACUUGACAAACAUAGGCAACCUUGUAAAAAAUUUCAUCAGUUUUGGUGUACAUUAUUUUCUGAUAAUUUUCUUAAUUGUCGAACCAAAUAAUGAAAAA
Messenger RNA from Nicotiana tabacum (common tobacco), 1425 nucleotides. Its product is annotated as F-box protein SKIP24. The record is from RefSeq and is a predicted model, not a curated record. Lineage: Eukaryota; Viridiplantae; Streptophyta; Magnoliopsida; Solanales; Solanaceae. Gene Ontology annotation, molecular function: protein binding.